Molecule: messenger RNA, 504 nt
Organism: Gregarina niphandrodes
Lineage: Eukaryota; Apicomplexa; Conoidasida; Eugregarinorida; Gregarinidae
Exons: 1
Coding region: 1-504 (167 amino acids)
Source: RefSeq, a predicted model, not a curated record
AUGACUAGAGGAAUCAAGGGCGAGGGUCGAAGGACUGUGUAUGGGUUACUUAGCACUGUGGUCAUUAACGUGUCAAGUUCAUCGGCCUCAAUAAUAGCCAACGACGACCAGAUUAAUUCUGUGUUCUGUUAUGGCAUAGAUAGCAACGUUCUAGUGCGCGUAAAUACAGACGGUUCGUCGGAGCUAUUGGGGGGUGAACGAAACGGAUGUCCGCAACUCUUGGAAGGGGUCGUGCAAUUGAUGCUCGCUUUGGACUUCAAGGAAGCGCUGGAGGUAAGAGAUCUCGGUAUCAUGAACACUAAUAGCGAAGUGGUCGAACGAAUUCAGAAGGUCGAUAACGAAAAUAUGUCCACUUACAAAUUCCACUUCGGGAAGCGAUCAAGUCCCGCUAAAAGCUCCCAGAGAAAGCACUGGCUGGUUCGAGCAUGGGACAACCUUCCGGCAUGCGCCACCAUCCAGCCGGACAGCGAUGAUUGUGGGAGGCUUCUUGCAGACGACGACUAG